AUGCCGAAUCUUACGUUAACGGCGGAACCGGGGGAUUACCGAGCCGUUCUCCCGGCCCUCGCCGCGUCGAUCUCGGGUAUCGUAGUCCCGAUCGUCACCCCUUCCCCUCCCGCCGCCGCUUCGGGCCGCCAAUCUACGGGGCCGCGCGAUGAUCCAGUUUUCGGCGCCGCGCCGUGCUUGACGGGACCGAACGGCGUGCGACUGUACGAUGCUGUCGCUGCCGCGCGAUUCAUUGCCGCGGAGAGCGGAGCAGGGGCGUCGCUACUCCCAGCCGACAGCUCCGUGGAGGCCAUUAGUGCGGAGGAGUGGCUGUAUUGGGAGGUGACUGUACUGCAGCCGCAGGUGCUUGCAGCAGCAGCAGGCCACAUCCAAGAGCUCACAAAAGACGCUUCCGACCGCCUCUAUCAGGCGCUUGCCGCCAACCCCAAGCACCUUCUGGGCGGCAUAGAUUUGUCUCUCGUGGACCUUGCCGUGUGGAGUGAUCUGCUGCUGUUGUUUGGCCCGGGCGGCAAGCUUUCAUCUGACUCUGAGUCGCCUUUGGCCAAGUGGUUCAGGUCAUGGGAGAGCGAUGCUCGCUUCAAGGCGGCUGUAGCUGCUGCUCUCGCCUCUGCUCCGUCCGAAGCUUUUCUUCAGUCUGCUGCUGCCCAGUUCGCUUCUCAGAUGGCCGCUGCGCCUGGGCAGGCUGAAAGAAGUGUUGUGAAGCUGCCCGAGCCGGGCAAGCGGAAUGUGAUGGUGACAAGUGCGCUGCCGUACGUGAACAACGUCCCGCACCUUGGGAACAUCAUCGGAUGUGUGCCGAGCGCUGACUCGUGUGCUGAGUGCGGACGUGUUUGCGCGGUACUGCCGGCUGCGGGGGUACAACGUGAUCUUCAUGUGCGGCACCGACGAGUACGGCACCGCCACCGAGACCAGGGCCAUGGAGGAGGGCGUCACUCCCACACGCGCCCACACCUGCUGCAUUCAAGACCGCGCUCUUUCCCCCCUGCUCCUCCGCUGCUCCGCCCCUGCUCCCCCCCUGCUCCGCCCCUUCUCCGCCCCUGCUCCGCCCCCUUUCCUCCCCCCCCAGGUGUGCUGAGUGCGGACGUGUUUGCGCGGUACUGCCGGCUGCGGGGGUACAAUGUGAUCUUCAUGUGCGGCACCGACGAGUACGGCACCGCCACCGAGACCAAGGCCAUGGAGGAGGGGGUCACGCCGAGGCAGAUCUGCGACAAGUACCAUGCCAUCCACCGCAGCAUCUAUGAGUGGUUCGGGAUUUCUUGCGACAAGUUCGGCCGGACCUCCACACCGCAGCAGACCAAGAUCUGCCAGUCGAUCUUUAAAUCGAUUCACGAGCAGAAGAGGCUGAAGGAAGAUACGAUCAGCCAGCCCUACUGUGUGGUGUGCUCUUGCUUCCUGGCAGAUCGGUUUGUGGAGGGCACGUGCCUCACGCCCGGGUGUGCAUACGAGGACGCCAGAGGGGACCAGUGCGACCCUCUCUUCCUCCCUUGCUCCCCUCUGUAUCGAUUUGUGGAGGGCACGUGCCCCACGCCGGGGUGUGCCUACGAGGACGCCAGAGGGGACCAGUGCGACCGCUGUGGGAAGCUGCUCAACGCUGCUGACCUCAUCAACCCAAGAUGCCAUAUGUGCCACAGCCGCCCGGAGAUCCGCAACACGGAGCACCUGUUUUUGGAUCUGCCCGAGCUCAAAGCUGAGCUGGAGGCGUACGUGAGCGACACGUCAGCAGCGGGCGGGUGGAGCGCCAACUCAAUCCAGACGACCAACGCGUGGAUCAGGGACGGGUUAAAGCCCAGGUGUAUUACGAGAGACCUGAAGUGGGGCGUGCCUGUUCCUCUUGAUAAAUACAAGGAUAAGAAGUGUUUCCCCCUGGCACACCCCCAUGUCAACCCCCCUCCUCCUCACAACCCCCGCCUCCUCACAACCCCCUCCUCCUCACAACCACCUCCUCCUCACAACCCCCUCCUCCUCACAACCCCCUCCUCCUCACAACCCCCUCCUCCUCACAACCCCCUCCUCCUCACAACCCCCUCCUCCUCACAACCACCUCCUCCUCACAACCCCCUCCUCCUCACAACCCCCUCGUGCUACAUCAGCAUAACAGCCAACUACACGGAGCAGUGGGAGCGGUGGUGGAAGAACCCUGAGGAGGUGGAGCUGGUGCAGUUCAUGGGCAAGGACAACGUGCCCUUUCACACGAACUUUGAGGAGGUGGAGCUGGUGCAGUUCAUGGGCAAGGACAACGUGCCCUUUCAUCCAGUCAUCUUCCCCUGCACCCUGCUGGGUUCCCACCUCUCCCACCCCUUCAUUUCCUUCUCUCCCUUUCCCUCCCUCCUUGCCAUCACACGCUCAGGUCAUCUUCCCCUUACCCUUCUCGGAACAAAAGAGCCCUGGACGCUCAUGCGCAACAUCAGCGUCACAGAGUACCUCAACUACGAGGGGCGAAAGUUCAGCAAGAGCCCUCUUGCCCCUUCCAUCCUCCUUUUUCCGUCCCUCCCUUGCCAUCCACUCACAGAGUACCUCAACUACGAGGGGGGCAAGUUUAGCAAGAGCCGUGGCGUGGGCGUGUUUGGGAACGAUGCUCAAGACACGGGGAUCCCUGUGGAGGUGUGGCGCUACUACCUGCUGACAAAUCGGCCUGAGGACACGGGCAUUCCCGUGGAGGUGUGGCGCUACUACCUUCUCACGAACAGGCCCGAGGUAUCGGACACGGUGUUCACAUGGGCAGAUCUGCAGGCGAAGCAGAACAACGAGUUGCUCAAGAACCUCGGGAACUUCAUCAAUCGCACCCUUGCCUUCCUCGCCAAGCCCGAAGGCGAGGGCUUCGCAUCCAUCGUACCAGAAGCUCUGGGAGCACAGGAGGACGACCUGACAGCCAAGUUCGGGCAGACAGUUGGAGACUUAGUUAAGGAAUACAUUGACAAUAUGGAGAAAGUGAAGCUAAAAGCGGCGCUUAAAACGGCCAUGGCGGUCAGCAGCGCGGGGAACCUGUACCUGCAGGAUUCCAAGUUCUGGAAGCUCUAUAAGGAGGAUAAGCCGCGCUGCGCUGUGGUGAUGCGGUCCGCGGUGGGGGUGGUGCAUUUGCUCGCCACGCUGCUGCAUCCCUUUAUGCCCUCCUUCUCAGAAAAGGUGCUGGCGCAGCUGAAUCUGCCCGCCUCGUCCCUCUCUCUCACCGACGCCGCAGCAGCAGCGGCCUGCCAGCCGUGGGGGGUGGUGGCGGCUGGGCAUACCAUCGGUGCCGUGGAGCCCAUCUUCCGAGAAAUGAAGGACGACGAGGUGGACGCUUUCAGAAAUAGGUUUGCUGGAAGCCAGGCUGAUCGCACUGCUGCUGCCGCCGCCGCUGCUGCUUCUGGUGGUUCUGCUGCUAGUGCUGGUGGUGCCAAGGCAGGUGGUGGUGCUGGAAAGGGGAAGGGGAAAGGUGGCGGUGGUGGUGCUGAUGGUGUGACGAAGCAGAAAGGGGAGGGCAAGGAGAAGGGGGAGAAGGGAGACGGGGCGGCAGAUGGUGCAGCUGAUAAGAAAGAGAAGAAGAGCAAGGGGGAGAAGGGGGAGAAGGGAGAGAAGGGAGAGAAGGGGGAGAAGGUAGAGAAGGGGAAAUCCGGAGGAGGGAAAGCAGGAGGAGGAGCAGCAGAGAGCGCACCAGUGGAUGUGUCUCGGUUGGACCUGAGAGUGGGGCGGAUAGUGAAGGUGGACAAGCACCCAGACGCGGACUCGCUGUAUGUGGAGCAGAUCGACCUGGGGGAAGCCGAGGGGCCUCGCACCGUUGUCAGCGGACUCGUGAAGUUUGUGCCGAUCGAACAGAUGCAGGUGAGGAAUGGAGGUUUCUUCGGGCGCAGGAUGGUGCAAUGCGGUGGAAAACGGUCUUGUGAGUUGAGAGUGAGAAAGCACCCAGACACGGACUCGCUGUAUGUGGAGGAGAUAGAGUUGGGUGAAGCAGAGGGGCCGCGCACCGUUGUCAACGGGUUGGUUAAAUUCGUGCCGAUCGAACAGAUGCAGGAUCGGUUGGUAUGUGUGUUGUGCAACCUUAAGCCAGCAGCCAUGAGGGGCGUCAAGAGCCAUGCCAUGGUGCUCGCUGCAUCAAAUGCGGACCACACCCAGGUCGAGCUUAUCAACCCACCUGAGGGGGCAGCACCCGGCGAUCGAAUCACGUGCCCCGACUACCCCGGGGAACCAGACGCGCAGCUGAACCCGAAGAAGAAGGUGUGGGAAGCGGUGCAGGUGGAUCUGCGCACCAACGGGGAGAGGGUGGCAUGCUACAAGGGCGUGCCUCUUGCUGUUGCUGGUGGCGUAUGCAGCUCUGCUGCUCUGGCUGAUGCGUCUAUUGGGUAG
This is a messenger RNA of Closterium sp. NIES-65, 4320 nucleotides long. Lineage: Eukaryota; Viridiplantae; Streptophyta; Zygnematophyceae; Desmidiales; Closteriaceae. The record is from the annotation of a GenBank genome assembly.